This is a messenger RNA of Penaeus vannamei (Pacific white shrimp), 703 nucleotides long. RefSeq names its product crustacyanin-A2 subunit. Gene Ontology annotation, biological process: response to reactive oxygen species; lipid metabolic process. Gene Ontology annotation, molecular function: pigment binding. NCBI's taxonomy places the organism in Eukaryota, Metazoa, Arthropoda, Malacostraca, Decapoda, Penaeidae. Gene Ontology annotation, cellular component: cytoplasm. The record is from RefSeq and is a predicted model, not a curated record.
AACUGAGAAAGCAUCAUGUUUACCACACUCGUCGCUGCUGCCCUCGUGGCCCUUGUCUCUGCUGACGGCAUUCCAGACUUCGUUGUUCCUGGAAGAUGCGCUAAAGUGGCCAACCAGACAAGUUUCGAUCUUCGCAGGUACUCCGGCCGCUGGUAUCAGACCCAGAUCAUCGACAACGCCUAUCAGCCAUACACUCGCUGCAUCCACUCCAACUACGACUACUCUGACUCUGACUACGGCUUUAAGGUGACCACAGCUGGAUUCAGCCCCAACAACGAGUACCUCAGACUGCAGGGCAAGAUCUACCCAACAAAGGACUUCCCAGCUGCCCACAUGCUCAUCGAUUUCCCUACCGUUUUCGCCGCUCCCUAUGAAGUGAUCGAGACUGACUACGAGACGUACUCGUGCGUGUAUUCCUGCAUCGACUGGAACGGCUACAAGUCCGAGUUCGGCUUCGUCUUCUCCCGCACCCCACAGACUUCCGGUCCAGCGAACGACAAGUGCGCCUCCGUCUUCCGCAAGAACGGAGUCGACUUCGCCUUAUUCAAUGACGUUGCUCAUACGGCCGAAUGUGUCUACAGAGCUUAGUAUAAUUAAUUGCAAAAAAUACAAACAAUAUUUUUAUAUAAAGUUGGUGUGAUUAUACAAAUUAUGUGAGUAUGUGUGUGCGUUUCCAAUAAAAUCUUAUUCAAAUAUAACUAUA